This is a messenger RNA of Colletotrichum spaethianum, 1602 nucleotides long. Its product is annotated as b(0,+)-type amino acid transporter 1. The record is from RefSeq and is a predicted model, not a curated record. Bases 1 to 1602 code for a protein of 533 amino acids. NCBI's taxonomy places the organism in Eukaryota, Fungi, Ascomycota, Sordariomycetes, Glomerellales, Glomerellaceae. Gene Ontology annotation, molecular function: L-amino acid transmembrane transporter activity. Gene Ontology annotation, biological process: amino acid transmembrane transport. Gene Ontology annotation, cellular component: membrane. The transcript is spliced from 4 exons.
AUGCCGUCAAACAACGAGUCCGAUGAUGCCGUUGAACGGCCCCUCUUGGCGGACACCCAUGAGGAGUACGGCGGAACCGACGGCCCGGCCCCUCCCGUGCUCAUCGCCGAGGAACGCGGGGCGGGCACCUUCACGCGCAACCUUGGCGCCGUCGAGGCGUUCGCCAUCGUCAUCAGCAUCGUCAUUGGCAGCGGCGUCUUUACUUCACCAGGGUCGAUUGAUACGAACGUGCCGUCGCCUGGCGCCGCGUUGGUGGUGUGGCUCGUCGGCGGCGUUCUGGCGUGGACUGGUGCGAGCACCAUGGCCGAGCUUGGAACCGCGAUCCCGGGUGAAGGCGGCGUUCAACCCUUCCUGCAGCACAUCUACGGCGACGUCUUCGGGUUCCUUGCCGCGUGGACCUGGAUCGUGGCCGUCAUGCCCGCGACCCUUGCCAUUCUCAGCAUCGUCUUUGUCGAGAGCAUCUACUCUGCCGGUGGCGUCACUGAUCAGGCCGGUGCCAUCUCGCACAAGCUGCUUUCCAUCCUCAUUCUCAUCGUCAUGAAUGGCGCAAACUCCAUCAGCACGAAGGCCAGCACGCGUCUUAACAACUUGUUCGUGGUGACCAAGUUCGUAAGCAUCUUCGGCGUGGUACUUGCUGGUAUUGUUGUGGUUAUUCUGCAAGUCUCGGACCAUGAUCGCGAUAUUGGCGGCAGGGAUUGGUUUAGCAGGCCUUGGUUCGACAACCGGAAGACGGCCGUGCCUGGUGGUGGUGAGGUUGACUGGAACGAGGUUGGCGCAUGGGAUAUGCUUGGGUACUACUCGGCUGCCCUGUAUGGUGCACUGUGGGCGUAUUCUGGAUGGGACAAGGCUAUCUACGUUACAGCUGAGCUCCAGCACCCCGCCCGUCAGCUCCCUCUGGCCAUCAACACGGCGGUUCCGACCAUCAUCCUGUGCUUCAUCGCCGCCAACGCAGCCUACUACAUUCUCCUUCCCUGGGAGGUCGUGUCCAAGACUGAUAGCGUAGCAGUGACUGCAAUCAACCGCCUUCUCGGCCCCGGUUUCGGCAUCCUCUCUGCUGUGUUGAUUUGCCUAGUUGUCGCCGGAUCCCUGUUGGGCAACUCAUUCGUAGCAGGCCGCAUGACCGUCGCUGCAGCCAACUUCAAUUGGCUUCCCAGCUUCCUCGGCUUUGUCGGCCGCGUCGGCUUCAAAUCCGAGGAUAACUCCUCCGCAGACUCGACGGAUGAAUCGUUUCCCCCUGUCAAGGAGAAGUCAGACGCCCCGCUCAAUGCCCUCUUGCUCUCGACAGUGCUCUCAGCGUUGUACAUCCUCUUUGGUAACUUCCGCGCGCUCCUGACCUUCAACGGUCUGGGCGAGUACACGUUCUUCUUCCUAACGGUCCUGGGUGCCGUCAUCCUCCGCCUCCGUGAGCCUAAGCUGCGGAGGCCGUACAAGCCGUUUGUGUUGAUCCCUGUCGUAUUUGCGUUGGUGAGCGGCGUCGUUGUUGUCAGGGGUGCCAUCUUCGCCCCCGUCCAGGCUCUCAUUCUGAUUGUUCUCUGGCUCGUUGGCCUUGCGUUCUACUGGGCUAGAAGAAAGUACUACGCCCGACGUAUCCGGGUAGAGUGA